GGCGUAACCCCGCCGGUGCCGUUGCAGGUGCGCUUGGCGAUAGCCGAAAAAGCCCUGAAGUGCGAAGAGCACGAUGUGAACCUGCCGCUGAGCGAGCACAACGAACCGUGGUUCAUGCGCUUGAACUCCUCGGGAGAAGUACCGGUCCUGAUCCACGGGGAAAACAUCAUUUGCGAGGCAACGCAGAUUAUCGAUUACCUGGAAGCGACGUUUGUAGAUGAGGAAGUACCAAGACUGAUGCCGGAAGAAGGGAGCAUGUAUUAUCCAAGGGUGCAACACUACAGAGAGCUUUUAGACUCCUUGCCUAUGGAUGCCUACACGCACGGCUGCAUCCUGCACCCCGAGUUAACAGUGGACUCCAUGAUUCCAGCCUAUGCUACCAGCAGAAUUCGUAGCCAAAUAAGUAACACAGAAUCAGAAUUGAAGAAACUUGCAGAAGAAAAUCCAGACCUUCAAGAUGCCUAUAUAGCAAAACAGAAGCGCCUUAAGUCUAAACUGCUGGAUCAUGAUAAUAUAAAAUACCUAAAGAAAAUACUGGAUGAACUGGAAAAAGUUUUGGAUCAGGUUGAGACUGAGUUACAGCGGCGAAAUGAGGAAACACCAGAAGAUGAAAAUCAGCCUUGGCUCUGUGGUGAUUUCUUCAGUCUGGCAGAUGUAUCACUUGCUGUCACAUUACAUCGCCUGAAGUUUCUGGGAUUAGCAAGAAGAAACUGGGGAAACGGAAAGCGGCCCAACUUGGAAGCCUAUUAUGAGCGUGUCCUGAAGAGAAAAGCAUUUUACAAAGUUUUAGGACAUGUCAACAAUAUAUUAAUCUCGGCUGUUCUGCCAACGGCAUUCCGCGUGGCCAAGAAAAGGGCGCCCAGGGUUCUUGGCACUACCCUGCUGGUCAGCAUGCUGGCAGGAAUGGGUUACCUUGCUUUCAUGUGUCUUCGGAAGAGGUUUGCUAACAUGGUGUUAUCGAUUAGAACUAGGCAACGUUAUUUUUAGACCCAUCUGUCGCUGGUGGUGAGCGAGGGCAUCUCUACCCCCCAGGAAAAUAUCCCAAAUAAAAUAUAGACGUAGAAGAAAGGUUAUGUCUGUGAAUUAGAACAUUGUCACACAGUAAUUGUCUCCUGCUGUUGUAUAAUUGGAUGGGCAAUGCCGAGAUAUUUGUGGAAAAUAUAUGUUCAGGGGACAACAAAGGAAAGAAGAGACUUUCUUUUCAGACGAGGACCUGUAAGGGCUGUGACAGUGCAUUGUUAAAGUGGUUAUUGUCUCCUUUACCCAGUAGCUGACCUAAUUAUAGUGCUUUUAUUUAAUAGAUAUGCAGCAAUGUGACAGCUUUUCACUGUAGGUGAAAUGCAUUACGGUGCAGAAACCAGCAUUGUUGAAAUACUGAAAAUAGCACUUUAAAUGCUCGGACUAGGAUUUAAGUGGAACAUAGGCUCCGUGCCUGUUCUGUAUGGGAGUGUCUCUAUACAGAUUAAUGUCUACUGAUUUGCAGUUGGACCUUUAGGAAUGUGUUAAAGUGUAGUCUUUCCAGAGCCACUUUUGUCACCGUAUAUUCAUGCAGCAGUACAGGAAGAGACCUGAAACACAUAUGAACACCAGUGAUUUGUGGGCUACACAAGUGAAAUUCUCCAGAGGCAUCAGUGGUCAACAGAUGCUAGACUUCUGCUGAAAUACAAAUGGGAGUGAAAAACCUGACACUUGUCUUUUGAAAGCCUUUUGGGUAGCCUUUGGCCCAGCCAGGUGCCCUGCUCAGCUGCAAGCCCUGGCUGAGUUGAACCAGACUGUCUUGGUGCACAUUUCCUGCUUUCAUAGGGGUGGCUUGACACAGUUGUCUCCAUAUUGGUGUCCCAUGUACCUUUACUUGUUUCCACUCUGAGCACUGGCUAUUUUUUCCACACUCCUUGGCUAUGUUAGCAAUUGCAUGUGCCUCUAUGAAAUGUUUGCCCACAACGUGCCACAGCCAACAUAUGCACAACAAUUCAUUUUGCAAAAGUAAUUUAAAAUUGUUCACUAUCUUUCAGUCUGGUUAGGUAGCCUAGACUGAAGGUGAACCUGUAGUUUAGCAAUCUGUUUACUUAUGGAGAGGUAUCAUUUUGGUGGUAAAUGAAAAAUAUAGGUCAGUUUGGAGACAGGUGAUUUGUACUGCAGAUUUCUUUGCAAAGCUGCACUCUUGUGGUGUGUAGGAAAGGUGUAGAAAAACACUUUGAUUACUUCCCACUACUCAGCAGAUGCUGAGAGUUUUAUUAGGUUUGAACUGAGCUCCCAUUUCAAUGAGAAAUGUACAUUUACCUGAAGGUAAUCUUUGAAUCAUUUUGCAGCAAGAAAGCAAUUGGGAAGGGCUGAAAAUCCUCAUGACAGUUUAGUAAGAUUUUUAUAUUCCUGAUGAAUGUCUGAAAGCCUCAAGAGUUUUGUUUACAAGUUGUAGAUAACUGCAACAAGCAAAACAUAGCUUUAAAUGUUUGUCUAUCAACCACUAGCUCUAAGAGGCCUAAGUACAUUUUAGAUCCAGUGCUAGUGGCUGUGGUCUCUCUGCACAAUUGCUUUUGAGCAUCAAGAAGAUCCUCUCUCAAGUUCGCUGGAGAGAACUGAGGCAGUUUCUGUCUGGGCGGUCUCACCAUCUAGCAGACAGCAAAAUAGAUACAAUUGUUGAAUAUUCCUGCUUAUAAUUUAAUAUUGUGCUAAUUGUGUAGCAAAAGAAGACCUAAAUAUCAUUGCUCCUUUUCAGUAAUAAGAAACAUCUUACCUAGGAAACAAUGCUUUUUUUAAUUUGUCAAAAAGACAGUUUUUUAUUAUUCUAUUUCAUGACCCAGUUGUUCUCAAGAACUUGUUGAAUUAAAUGUGCUCUAUGUGGAAAAUAUUUAUCAUCUCCAGAGUAAGUUUAAUCCAACAAUACUAUUAACGUGCUGGCAGCUUUGAGUUUGUAUAUUGCAGUUCAUCUGCAUUUCCUUGUAACCAAAAAAAUUCCACUAAGUUAACGAAAAUAAAUCACUGUUAACACAGAGUGAGGCCUGCAACUUAAUGUUUCUCUGGCCUGUAUUUCUUUCAGGGCCAUCUGUAAAAUAGAAUCUGAUCAAGUCACGGUAAAAUUCAAUAUAUAGGACUUAGCUUUCUUCAGAAUUAAUUUAUAUUUUACUUUUUCCUUCCUCUUUUUUUUUUAUGUGUUAGUUCUAGAUAAGAACACUUAAAUUGCCAGAGGUGUGCCCGUUUAGUUCAUACUAGCAGCCCCGUGGGCUGUGACACAGGUUAAUUAUCGCUGAAGCAAUUUUACUUCCGCCCAAUCCUCAGUGAUCUCUGCGCUUCAGCCUGCCAGGAGCUGCAGGUACUGUUGGGAAGGAAUGAAAUGACCACCAGAUGUCAGUGGUCCUCCAGGGCUACACUUUGGCAUGCCUCUGAGAUGUGCAGGAAAGCACUAGGUUUCAGAAACAAAAAGUUUGUGAUCUCAGCAUAAAAUGGAUGUGAGCAUCCUCAUCAGACUAGCAGACUUGCACGAGCUCCUGAAACAACUGCUUUGGCCUGCUACAGGUUCUUUGGUACCUACCAUUUAUGAUUGUGUGUAGUUUCCACACUGGAUAAAUAAGGGGGCAAAGCUGAAAUAAUAUUUCACAUUAACAUGAAUGUCAUUGAACAGCAAUUAAACUUGUCAUCUGCAGGAAUGGACAUGGAUAAAACUUUUACUGUGGAAAAGUUUGGAUCCCUAGUUUAAUUCAUGUCUGUUCAACUCUUUGAUAGCCUUACUUUCACUGCCCUGAAGUACUCUGUGCGACAUUGAUUUCUGUACAGGUGGCAGCAAAAGGCUUAUCCUUGAUUAAAUUCCUCAAAAUAGGAUGAGAUUUAGAAGCACAUAGGCUGUAUAUGUCUCUUCGUGCAGCAUAGCUUUUGUGUGGUUCUUGUAAAGUUUCUUUUCAGCCUAGCUUAUUUUCUUUCCCGUGGUACCUCUGUAUACUAUUUAAAUCGGAUACACAAGCAAUCUUCUGGUUUUCAUUUACUGUUUGCUCUCAUAUCACACAUCAGAUCUAUUUCAUGUCAUAUCUUUGUAUGUAGGACCUGCACAAUAAACAUUGAUUCUAAGACCACUUUCUGGACUGGUUUAUGUUGUCUGUAUCGGUAAAACAAAGCAUAUUUGAGGAUCACACAGCAUUGC
Molecule: messenger RNA, 4132 nt
Organism: Egretta garzetta (little egret)
Lineage: Eukaryota; Metazoa; Chordata; Aves; Pelecaniformes; Ardeidae
Gene: GDAP1
Product: ganglioside induced differentiation associated protein 1
Exons: 5
Coding region: 115-987 (290 amino acids)
Biological process (GO): mitochondrial fission; mitochondrial fusion
Cellular component (GO): mitochondrial outer membrane
Source: RefSeq, a predicted model, not a curated record